This is a messenger RNA of Adineta ricciae, 1265 nucleotides long. NCBI's taxonomy places the organism in Eukaryota, Metazoa, Rotifera, Eurotatoria, Adinetida, Adinetidae. The record is from the annotation of a GenBank genome assembly.
UAACAGGAGAAGUUUUCUCUUUUGUAACUAUACACUGCCAAACCAGAUAUUUUUCAAUUCGUAAUGUUAAUGAUUCAGCUAAUUGCCUCAAUCGGACUUCGUUUUCAGUGACUAGUUUCAAGUGAUACGUUACGUUUUUUUAAAGACUCAGCACGACGAUCGUAUCACUGGAAAUUAUACACAAAAAUAGCUAGCCUGAUACUUUGGUGUGGACAUCAGCCCUCCAAAUACAUUUCUAUCUCACUGUUUGACAACUGCAGUUGAAACUGGUUAGUUUCAAAAUAGAGUAUUUAUCUUACUGUCAAAAUGUUCUCAUAUCUGUGUGUACCCCAUAUAGAAGCAAACUAUCAUAUUUAUGCAACACAUGCAUGCACAUUAUAAGCUUCCUAAUAUCAAUUCCUUUCAGUAGAGGGUCAGCGAUGUAGUCAUCGCGUUACUUGUUAUAUUAAUCAUUUUAGCAGUGAAUAUAUCUCAACUUUUCUGAUUCGUCACUCGUCGUUAUGAUCGACACUAGUUUUUAGCAUAUACAUAAACAUUUUAUAGACAUUAGUUUGAUGGAACACGGAGUGGAAAUGAAAAACAUGAGUCACAUACACUUUAUCAUGUUCCUUUGAGAAUAGUAACAACGAUGGUUUUUUGGCCAUAUAGUAGAUAAGCGGAUAAUAUAACAGUCAUUAUCGAAGUGAGAUACUCGUUGUCUAGUAAAUCGUUCUGAAAUUUCCUUUGGGCAAAACAAUGCCUGAUCGAGCAAGAAUCGUGAAGCUGCUUGUUUAUAAAUUUACCCAAAGACAAACUGCAGACUAUCACCGAUUGCGAACAAAUCCACCUGACGAAAAAAUCGCCGAUUAGUUAUUGAAACUAAUUGACGAUGUUUCCAGCUGUGUUUGUUACGAGAUUGCGAUGUUGACGAAGAGUUUCCGGAUUCAGACGAUGAAACUCUCGAUCCUAACUUUGAAGAGACUGAAGAAGACAAACUAUCGACAAAUGAUAAUUUUAGUUUGAAUUUCAUGAAAAAGGUAGUUGAAUUUUACGAUGCUCGUUAUUCGACUGGAAGAAAAAGACAUACAUGGAAGUCGACAAAACAUCGAUUGAGUACUGUUCCUCAUCAGGAAUAUAUGACUGGUUUUCGUCAUUACAUUGAACAGCAUGGUACAAAACGGGAAAAACUGAACAUCAUUGGCGACUUUGUUUAUGACAAGUUUGAGGAAGCUCGAGAACGUGUUCUGCCAGUCAACGAUCAUGAUUUGAGGCGAUGGGCGCUUUAA